This is a messenger RNA of Quercus robur (English oak), 2173 nucleotides long. RefSeq names its product low affinity inorganic phosphate transporter 1-like. The coding region runs from base 299 to 1915 and encodes 538 amino acids. Gene Ontology annotation, molecular function: phosphate transmembrane transporter activity. Gene Ontology annotation, biological process: phosphate ion transport; transmembrane transport. The transcript has 2 exons. Lineage: Eukaryota; Viridiplantae; Streptophyta; Magnoliopsida; Fagales; Fagaceae. Gene Ontology annotation, cellular component: membrane. The record is from RefSeq and is a predicted model, not a curated record.
GCUCAGCUCUCAUUAUAUAUUCCUCCCUCUGUUGUAUAAUUGUGUUCACCAUCUCCGACACAACUACACCCCUAACCACCACACCCUUUGCUCGAGUUAAAAUACGUUUCUCCGAUCUUAGUUAUAGACCUCUUCCUUUUUGUUUAUCUUUUCUUCCUGAUACAGUAUAAUCCUAAGCAGUUGAUUGCUUGUUGGUUCGGGAGGUUGAUUGCUCGUUAAUUUUGCACCACUCAUAAUCAGGAAAACUUUCACCGACUGUUAAGAGGAAUAAAUACGAAAAUUUGUGAAGAUUUUAGCCAUGCCUAAAGAACUAGGAGUUCUAAAUGCAUUGGACAAUGCAAAGACCCAAUUGUAUCAUUUUACGGCAAUUGUGGUUGCUGGAAUGGGAUUCUUUACUGAUGCGUAUGAUCUUUUUUGCAUUUCUCUUGUAACCAAGUUACUUGGCCGCAUAUACUACACAGUUCCAGGCUCACUAACACCAGGAACAUUGCCUCCCAAUGUAGCAGACUCUGUGAAUGGUGUCGCAUUUUGUGGUACCUUAGCUGGGCAGCUCUUCUUCGGUUGGCUUGGUGACAAGUUAGGCCGCAAAAAGGUCUAUGGAUUAACCCUUCUUCUCAUGGUUAUUUGUGCGAUAGCCUCGGGGCUCUCCUUUGGACAUUCCGCAAAGGGUGUCAUCGCCACAUUGUGUUUCUUCCGAUUCUGGCUUGGCUUUGGUAUUGGUGGUGAUUAUCCCCUUUCUGCUACGAUCAUGUCUGAAUACGCUAAUAAAAGGACUCGUGGGGCAUUUAUUGCCGCAGUUUUUGCCAUGCAAGGGUUUGGAAAUUUGACUGGUGGAAUUGUUGCUUUAAUAGUUUCUAGUGCCUUUGAUCAUGCGUACAAGGCUCCUACAUAUGAACAAAAUGCAUCAGCAUCUGUGCCAGCCCAAGCUGAUUACGUUUGGCGCAUAAUUGUAAUGGUUGGAGCUCUCCCUGCAGCCCUCACUUACUAUUGGCGAAUGAAAAUGCCUGAGACAGCUCGUUAUACUGCAUUAGUUGCCAAGAAUGCACAACAGGCUGCACAAGAUAUGUCUAAGGUAUUACAAGUGGAUCUCGUAUCAGGACAAGACAAGUCAGAGAUAGAGAUACUUGCUCAAGAUGAUCGUAAUUCCUUUGGUUUGUUCACUAAGGAAUUCGCGAAACGCCACGGGCUUCACUUGGUCGGAACUGCUGUUUGUUGGUUCUUGUUGGACAUUGCCUUCUAUAGCCAAAAUCUAUUCCAAAAGGAUAUCUUUAGCGCUAUUGGUUGGAUUCCAGCUGCAAAAACAAUGAGUGCUAUUCAAGAGGUUUAUACAGUUGCAAGAGCUCAAACACUAAUAGUAAUGUGUGGUCUAAUUCCUGGGUAUUGGUUUACAGUGGCCUUCAUUGAUAUUUUGGGACGGUUCGCAAUCCAAUUGAUGGGGUUCUUUUUCAUGACAGUCUUCAUGUUUGCUCUUGCUAUCCCUUACCAUCACUGGACCCUAAAGGAAAACCGAAUUGGGUUCAUUGUGAUGUACUCCCUUACCUUCUUCUUUGCAAAUUUUGGACCAAAUUCAACCACAUUUAUUGUACCAGCAGAAAUAUUUCCUGCAAGGCUUAGGUCCACAUGUCAUGGAAUAUCAGCAGCAGCUGGAAAGGCUGGUGCAAUAGUUGGGGCCUUUGGGUUUUUGUAUGCUGCACAAAGCACGGACCCAACACAAACUGAUGCAGGAUACCCACCAGGUAUUGGAGUAAAGAAUACACUCAUUGUGCUUGGCUGCAUCAACUUCUUUGGAAUGUUGUUUACCUUCUUGGUUCCAGAAUCCAAGGGAAAAUCGCUCGAAGAAUUGUCGGGAGAGAAUGAGGAGGAAAGUGGAGAGACAGAGGAGCCUCAGACCUCCUCUAGGACUGUUCCUGUUUGAUUUGGUCAGCUUAUUUCCCACAAAAUUUCAUACAACUUUGUCAAUAUACAAUAUAGUGCAAACCAAGAAUGAUGUGGAUUUUUUCUUCGGAUGCAAAUUUGUUAUCUAGUAGCAAAUUGCUCUUGGUUUCCAAUUUUUUUUUUAAAAAAAUUUGUGUGUGGAUAAAUUUCAAAUUAAUAAGUUGGAAUCAUUUCAUUGUUAUUUUAUCUCAAAGCAUAUAUUACAUUAAGGUUGCCUAUGGCUUCACCUAAAACUAAA